Messenger RNA from Centropristis striata (black sea bass), 3850 nucleotides. RefSeq names its product coiled-coil domain containing 80 (gene ccdc80). The transcript is spliced from 10 exons. The coding region runs from base 947 to 3619 and encodes 890 amino acids. NCBI's taxonomy places the organism in Eukaryota, Metazoa, Chordata, Actinopteri, Perciformes, Serranidae. The record is from RefSeq and is a predicted model, not a curated record.
UGGGGGCGUUUCUCUCUUGGCUUUAAAAGAGGAACUUGACACUGAGUCUGAUUAUGGUCAUUUCUCCUGCCAGUAAUCUGGCCAGCAGGGGAGCAGCAUGUUUCACUUUUCUUACAUAUUGUGAAAGUUUCUUCCAGUCAGCUGUUUAAUAUGUUGUGCUGCGGUGAAACCUAAAACCAGCCCAGCGCGAGGACGCAAACUUUGCAAGUAGUUUUUUUUUUUUUUUUUCUGCUGAAAUGGGUGUUGCAGACUGAACUGGCAACCGUCAGUCUCGGGGCAGGACCUGCCAGAGCGUCGCCAAGAGUCCGGAGGCUGAGGUUUGUUCCUGGGAGAGCCUCCAGAUCUCCGUUUUGCCAAAAGGAGAACCUGCGGAGGAGCACAGCCACUUUUCUCCCGAGCAGAGUCAGCGCAGUGAGCACAUUUAUCGCGUUUUCUCGUUGCUUCCUCCUUCCUCUGCUCAGAUGGUCGACUCGGGUUGUUGGACAUAAACAAUACGCGAGGAUUAAUUGGAUGAAUUAACUUAUCAGGGCGUUAACGGGAGCGGGAGGGUGUUUUUCAGAGAUGUGACGUGGUCCGAAACUUUUCUCCGAAAGACUUCAUUCAUUUCCCCAGAGGACUGAGGAAGUGUUAGAAAGUUUCUGGUGUUUUUAUAGCAGAUGAUCUCCCGGGACCAUACGUGUAAACGGAAGUAUCGCUGAGAUGAACUUGUGGAUAUAAACUCUUUACGCACUCUCUCUUUCUCCCUUUGUAACGAACACAGAGCAGACAGUGGAGUGGCAUGCUCUGAAACACAUCACUGGCACACUGUUAUGUGAUGAUCCUGCACACUGUAUGUCCUCAUCUGGAAUUCAUUAAUUAACAACCUCAAAUGCACUAAAGACGCGCCCGGAUCGCGCUGCACCACUGGAUCUUUAUCUCCCCUCACUCUAUCUGACAUCUCGCCACCAUGAGGGGGGCUUUUGUUCUCAUUUUAGCUCUGAUUUAUCUGCUAACGUGGACAGGCGAAGCCGACCAACAGACUCACCUGAAGCGGGUGCAGCCUUCCAGACGCGCCAGACCGGGACGUGCCCAGUUUGUCUCCUCGGACAAGGAGCGCGUCGUGGGACGAAUGCGCCCCGGGUUUGGCUCGGCGAUCUCGGUGCACAGCUCCAGGAAGGAGAAGGAGGAGGAGGAGGAUGUGCAGGCGGACGAAAGUGUUCCAGUUUCCACCAGGAUGAGGACUGUGCAGGGCAGGAGAGCAGGGCCAAGGACUGGGGGGGCCAGGCAGAUCAGCUUGCCCCGUCAGCCGGACAUACAACAGGAUGAGGGUACUCCGGGACCCAGAGCUCGGGUGGCCCGCAUGCCCAGCAGCGGCGUAUCACCAAACCUGUUGGCCAGUUUCGCAGGGAAGAACCGCGUCCUGGUGAUCUCAGCACCUCAUGAUUCAGACGGUUACUACCGGCUCAUGAUGUCUCUGCUGAAGUCAGAUGUUUACUGCGAGCUGGCAGAGCGACAUGUGCACCAGGUCGUCAUGUUCCACCAGGAGGGAGAGAUGGGGGGCAAGGUGAGGCGGAUCAGCACGGACGGGAAGGUGAUGGAGGAGCCGCUGGACACGGCGCUCAUCCCCAGACUCAUGAGCUUCCUCAAGCUGGAGAAAGGUAAGUUUGGGAUGGUGCUGCUGAAGAAGACCCUGCAGGUGGAGGAGAGGUACCCGUACCCCGUCAGGCUGGAGGCCAUGUACGAGGUGAUCGACCAGUCGCCCAUGAGGAAGCUGGAGAAGCUGCGACAGAAAGGCUUCGUCCAGAAGUGUAAGGCAGCAGGUGUGGAGGGCCAGGUGGAGGAGGGCAUGCUCCCAGUUUUACCAGAGAGGAAGAAGAUCCUAAGAAAGCCGACAACAACAACCACUGCUGCCACGACCACCACGACAACAACCACACGACCAACCACCACAACUACAACCACCACAACAACAACAACUACAACCAGGCCCACCACCACCACAACUAAAGCCACAACAACAACCACAACCAAAGCAACAACAACCACCACCAAGCCCACCACAACAACCACCAGGAGAACCACCACAAAACGACCAACCACCACCACCACCACCACUACACAGAAACCAACCAGGGCCCAGACCACGGCCCUGUGGCUCCCCGUCCCCAGAACCACCGCCGAGCCGUAUUACUACAACCGCAGAGAGAGGGAGAGGGUCCCGGCUAAGACCACCCCGGCUGGAGACAACCGCACGGACAAGGACAGCAGAGAUCCACACAGAAGGCUGGUGCCCUCCACACACAAACCCUCCAAGACCAAACCCAGCAGGAGGAAGACUGGAGGGGAGAAGGUGUUGACUAACGAGUACGAGGACAGGUACGAGCCGAGCAGACCGACGGUUAGCGAUGUAGAAGAGACAGAAACCUUCACCGACAUCAGUCCCACCAAGAAGGUGAAGGGGAAACACGACAAGCACGACAAGAAGAAGAAGAAGAACGACAAGGCUGCCAAGAAAGCCGAGCGGAGAGGAGGGAAGAAGAUCGGGGGAAAGAAAAAUGGAAAGAAGCUGUCAAAGUACCCUGAGAAAGAGGAGUACCCCAAGCCCACCAAGAGGCCCACGCCCCCGCCCAAAGGGUCUCUGGCCUCCUUCCUGGACUACUUUGAGAACAGGAGGCGGCUGCUGCUGAUUACGUCGCCCAGCGAGGAGCACACCAUGUAUGUUCAGCAGAGGGAUGAGUACCUGGAGUCUGUGUGUGAAAUGGCCAUCAGGAAAGUCUCCAUCAUCACCAUCUUCGGCUCUCUCACCAACUCCACCAUGAAAAUAGACCACUACCAGCUGGAAAAUGACAAACCCAUGAAGGGUCUUCGUCAGGAGGACCUGGUGAACCAGGAUCUGAUCACAGAGCUGAGGAAAGAGUUCAGCAUGACCCAUGAUGACUUCUACAUGGUCCUCACCGACGCCGACAUGAGAGUUAAGCAAUCCUACGAGGUUCCCAUCGCCAUGAAGGCCGUAUUCAACUACAUCGACACCUUCUCCUCCCGCAUCCGAGAGAUGGAGCAGCAGAAGAGAGACGGCGUGGUCUGUAAGAAAGAGGACAAGCCCAGAUCGCUGGAGAACUUCCUCUCCAGGUUCCGCUGGAGACGUCGUCUGUUCAUCAUCUCCGCCCCCAACGACGAGGAGUGGGCCUACCAGCAGCAGCUCUACUCCCUCAGCAGCCAGGCCUGCAACCUCGGUCUGAGGCACAUCGCUAUUCUGAAGUUGGUCGGCACGGAGCCGCCGGAAAUGGAAGGAACGCUGGAACUCUAUCCCAUCAAUGGGAGUUCCACCGUGGAGCGUGAAGGUCUGCCGGGCUCCCUGGUGAAGGACAUGAGGAACUACUUCCAGAUCAGCCCGGAGUACUUCUCCAUGCUGCUGGUGGGGAAGGACGGCAACGUGAAGUCCUGGUACCCGUCGCCCAUGUGGUCCAUGGCCAUCAUCUACGACCUGGUGGACUCUAUGCAGCUGCGCAGGCAGGAGAUGGCCAUCCAGCAGUCCCUGGGGAUGCGCUGCCCCGAGGACGAGUACGGCGGCUACGGCUACCACCAGCACGGCUACGAACACGGCUACCAGGACGGGUAUCACCAGGGCUACGGCUACUGAGUCCUCGUCCUUUCACCCGUAACUUUUUUAACUUUCCUACCCAUCCUCCACCAGGCAGUCGGCUCAAAUGGAGUGAGGUCCUUGAAUGUUUUGUAGCACUUAGUGAAAGCCUCGGAGCUCUCACCUCUCCACAUCUUUGAUAUAUACAGUCAUGGAAACAAAUAGUAUAACCAUUGUUUUCUUCAAUUUCUUGUUCAUUUUAAUGCCUGGUACAGCUAAAGGUACAUUUGU